Molecule: messenger RNA, 762 nt
Organism: Nicotiana tabacum (common tobacco)
Lineage: Eukaryota; Viridiplantae; Streptophyta; Magnoliopsida; Solanales; Solanaceae
Source: RefSeq, a predicted model, not a curated record
AUGGACGCCGGCAUCAUAAUAAAGAAGAAAAAGUGGGUUAUUUGGAGUCGUCCGAGGAUCAGGUGGGGAGCUUUGUCGAAAGAUAAAGCGCAGGUGUUGGAGAGGAAGUUGAUGGAUAUGGGGCCUGAAAGAGUUCAAAGAAAAGUGGAGGCCAAGAAAGCGGCAUGCUUGAAGUUAGUGGAGAGCUCAGAUGAGGAGGAGAGAAGAGCGAACAGAGAAGGGUACAAGAAGGCUAGGAAAGAGGCGAAACUAGCGGUCACAAAGGACAAAAAUGCAAUGUUUGGUGGCUUGUAUGAAGAAUUAGGGGAUAAAGGCGGGGACAAGAAGUUAUUUCGGCUGGCCAAGGUGAGAGAGAGAAAGGCACGUGAUUUGGAUCAAGUGAGGUGCAUCAAGGACGAGGAUGGCAAAAUUUUAAUGGAUGAGGCUCAGAUUAAGCAGAGAUGGCAGACUCACUUUCACAAACUUCUUAACGAGGAGGGGACAGAGAUAUUGUGUUGGGCGAUUUGGAGCACUCCGAGAGUCGCCGUGAUUUUGGGUAUUGUAUUUAAGGUCGAUGGGUCGUGGGGGGCUAUGUGUAAGAAGAGCAGGGGCAGAGCGACUGGGCCAGAUGAAAUUCCGGUUGAGUUUUGGAGGUAUGUGGGUAGAGAGGGCGUAGAGUGGUUGUCGGGAUUGUUUAACGUUAUUUUUAGGACGAAGAAGAUGCCAGAGGAAUGGAGAUGGAGUACGAUGAUUCCGUUGUACAAGAACAAAGGUGAUAUCUAG